UUUGGCCACACCAGCAGGAUGGCCAGCCCAGAGAAUGCCACCACGACGACUCACGACGACAGCUCGCCGUUUGCAAUCGACUCAUCCAUUUCAGAUCAAGUUCUGCGCAAUGCCAAAGGAGGUGUGCUCGUGACCAAAGAGCAAAUACGAGCCGCGUUUGACUUCUUUGACGUGGAGCGCAAGGGAGUCGUCACCAUGGAAAACCUCAAGUCAAGGCUUGGGAUUUUCUACAAAGACAUGUCGACACGGGAUUACCGCGUCUUGCUCAACAAUGAAUCCGAGCUGACGGAGCAAACCUUGUGCGACCUAUUGCUCGAAAACGACAUCGCGGACUACGAUCCCGUUGCGGAAGCGUUCCGUGCGUAUGACCCAGACGGCACGGGGUACGUCGGUCUGCCCCUGUCAAGAUGCGCAUCAAGGCUCGUCCAUGCGUAGGUUUGUGAGCUUGGAGGUUCUGUCCCGACUGUUUGAUAGUCUCGGGUAUGGAAAGUUGAGUGAAGACGACCUCCGCGUCCUAGUCGCGACCGCCGACGCUGACAAAGAUGGACAAUUGAAUCUCUCGGAUUUUCGGAAGCUGCUCGCAAUGUGAUGCUUCUAGACAAUCCAAUCAAAUUGCACGAUUUUCGAAUAAAUUUUUUUAUUGGAUGAAUUUGAA
Molecule: messenger RNA, 655 nt
Organism: Aphanomyces invadans
Lineage: Eukaryota; Oomycota; Saprolegniomycetes; Saprolegniales; Verrucalvaceae
Exons: 3
Coding region: 19-435 (138 amino acids)
Molecular function (GO): calcium ion binding; enzyme regulator activity
Source: RefSeq, a predicted model, not a curated record